AUUGGGGAAAAGUAGUGGAAUGUGUUAAUUGUAGGGGUGCCCAUUGCGCUGGGGAUCAGACAUGUCCCGUGCGAGAGAGGCAGUUUGAGGUUUCCAGGGUUAGAGUAGAGCAGAAGAUGUCAUCUGCUGAGGCAGUGAAGAAAGAUGGGUUAAGGGGGAGGAGUGGUAAGAGUAGUAGAGAUAUACCAGUACAGAGGGAUGGGCCAAAAAGUUAAAUAUGUUUCAGUAAGAUUGGAUUUUUAGCUUUUAUAGCAGUGGUUAUUAAUUAUACUGCAGGGGUGGUUCGGAAGUCUCAGAAAAUGGAGGUUGUGGUGGCAGCUGCUGAGAGGUAUUUGGGUGUGUAAGUUACAUGAUGUAUUAAGUGGUUAUGUCCCAUUCUUUCAGGGUGAUGGCAUGAGGUAGGAAUAAAUACAUUACAUUUUUGGAGUAGGGGGGUGUUUAUUUUAUAUAAUUUUGAAACUAGUGAGUAUAGUGUUAGAUGGUAGGGUAUUUAUUUAGUACAUUAUUUUUCAAGAAAAGUAUAAGGGAGUUGUACUCCAGUCUAGUAGAUGGCGGUAAUGCAACAAAUUGGAUGUCAACCGCUGUUAAAUCUCAUAGAAGAAGAUUACGUCAAAUAGCUUCCGGAUCUUUCCUUCGCAGGUCAAAAAUGUUUGCUGUCCGAAGCAUUCGAUCUUUACAAUUUACAUUUUCACAACUUGGAGGCACACAACAAUGUCUCAGAAGUCUGUCAGGCUCGUCUAAUGUAGUCAAGAAGAACGAUGACAUGCCUUUACAGAUGGAGAAUCCAUACAAACAACCACAGAAGGGCUGCAUUCUCUGUAACAUCACAGUGGACUUCAAGAAUGUUCAGCUGCUGUCCCAGUUUGUAUCCCCACACACAGGAAGAGUUUACGGCAGGCACAUAACAGGUCUAUGUGGUAAGAAACAGAGGGAGAUCGGCAAAGCCAUAAAGAAAGCUCAUUCGAUGGGAUUCAUGUCUGUAACCCACAAGGACCCACAUUUUAUGAAAGAUCCAAAUAUCUGUGACAUCCGGCACUUGGAGUAACUGUGUCCGCCUGUAUUGUGGAUCUAGUCUAGCAUAGAUACUGUAAUUGUGUAUUAAAACAUUUUUCAAUGUGGAA
This is a messenger RNA of Salvelinus namaycush (lake trout), 1121 nucleotides long. It is a transcript of the gene mrps18c, whose product is annotated as mitochondrial ribosomal protein S18C. The transcript has 6 exons. Bases 479 to 1045 code for a protein of 188 amino acids. Gene Ontology annotation, cellular component: ribosome; mitochondrial small ribosomal subunit. Gene Ontology annotation, biological process: mitochondrial translation. Lineage: Eukaryota; Metazoa; Chordata; Actinopteri; Salmoniformes; Salmonidae. The record is from RefSeq and is a predicted model, not a curated record. Gene Ontology annotation, molecular function: small ribosomal subunit rRNA binding; structural constituent of ribosome.